Molecule: messenger RNA, 2016 nt
Organism: Sorghum bicolor (sorghum)
Lineage: Eukaryota; Viridiplantae; Streptophyta; Magnoliopsida; Poales; Poaceae
Product: formin-like protein 5
Exons: 1
Coding region: 531-1787 (418 amino acids)
Source: RefSeq, a predicted model, not a curated record
GCAAAGAAUCGAUCAUAACCUUGAUGACUCCGCAAAAGCAAUAAUCACACGCCGUAUUCCACGCAAUCUCGACGACAAUCACCAUCCAAGUCCCAAGACCAGCGCACUGACAACACAACACAAAAAAGCCCCCAAACAAAAAAAAAAAAAAGCAACCAUCCACGCCCCAAAAGGUCAAGACGCGAAGACGCUUCCCCCGAGACCGAGAGCCCUCGCCCUCGCCGUCAGCAGUCAUCACACGCGCGCGGCUACAGGUCUACUCCGGCAGCCUCUCUCCUAGCCCGUACGCCUCCUGUCUCCUCCCCCUCCCUCUAGUACACCUCGUGCUCGGUCGUCGUCGUCCCCAGUCCGCCGCCGCCGCCUGCUGCUCGCCUGGUGUCUUCGUUUCCGCCAAGAAGAAGGGAAGAAGAUCCGCAACCCACGUCGCUUCGCUUCGCUUCGCUUCCUUCCCAUCCUUGUCGGCUACUAGUAGCUCUCUCUCCCUCGUGCCGCGUGCUGCUUCGGCUACCUGGAGUAGGGAGGAGGGAGUAAUGGCGUCCGCCGCCGCCGCGCCGCGACCCCCGGCCCCGGCUCCGGCACCUCCGCCGCCGCCGCCACCUCCCCCGCCUGCGUCCGCGGUGCAGUGGCUGGGCCCGCGGGUGUCGUUCAGCAUCGACGACGCGGGAGGAGGAGGAGGCGGCGGAAGGGAGGCUACGGCGGCGGGAGGCAAGUCCGGACCCUGCGCCGGCGCUGGCGCCGACUUCGAGUUCCUACUCGGCGGGUGCGCCGCCGCGUGCUCCAUGCUCCCCGCCGACGAGCUCUUCUCCGGAGGCAAGCUUGUCCCGCUCCGCAUCCCAGCGCCCGCGGACGAGACGGGUGCGCCCGGGGUGGAGGAGGUGACGGCGCAGUCGACGCUGCUGCUGCUGCCGAAGCAGGAGCAGCAGCCUCCGGCGCCGCCGCCGCCGCAGCAACAGCCAGAGACGCCGCGGGCGGUAGCGACGGCGGCAGCGAAGGGCGCCGCGGAACCCAAGAUCCCCGCGAGGAGGUGGCGGGAUCUCCUGCGUCUUCGGAAGCAGCAGCAGGCGUCCUCGGGGUCGGGGACAGCCGCGGCAGAGCCGAGGCCGCUGCGCCGGCUCCUCCGCCGGGGUUCGAAGUCGCCCGAGCCGGAGCCGUCGCUCAGCCUGCCUCUGCUCCGUGAGCCCGGCCCCGAGGAGCCCGACACCACCAAGUCUGCGCCCGCGCCGACACCGGCACCGGCACCGGCACCGGCACCACCGUCGUCAUCGUCGUCGCAGCAGCAGAGCCAGCUGCCUCCGAAGAUCCGUCUGUCCCCAUCCGCGUCGCAGCAGCAGACGUCAUCGUCGUCGACGACAUUUCAGGUGCAAUCCCAUUCCCAGUCCCAGUCAUCCCCACCACCACCUCCGCCUCCGCCGCCUCCCCCUCCCUCGGCGGUGGCAGCGGACAGCCCGCGCCUGAACGCGGCGGGGAAGGUGGUGUUCAACGGCCUGGGUCGGAGCUCCAGCAGCCCGAGCAGCCUUGCCGGCGGUCGGCGCCACCGCAACGCGGGUCCAGGCUGCGGCAUGGAGCGGUCGUACUCGGCGCACGUCCGCGUGGCGCCGGUCCUCAACGUGCCCGUCUGCUCGCUCCGCGGCUCCCGCAAGUCGGUCUCCGUCUUCGGCAUCGACCGCCUCUUCUCCCCGUCAAACGCCGGCUCCACCUCCUCCUCCUCCGCCGCCGGUGCGGCCAGGAAGAACAAGGACGCCAAGAAGGACGCACCCCCCGCCGCCGCCGCCGCCGGAGGGCAGUAACCCGUCGGUCGCUGCCGCCACUAGUGAGUAAUGUAACGAGUUGAGGUCUUGGUUUUGCUUGGAACAAUGCAAUGCAAUGCUCGUGGUUAGGCAGUUAAUUAAUUACCACGGCUAGGCGACGGUUAAUCGUCUCUACCGGUUGAUUUGGCAUGUACUCCCUUGAAAGAAUCAAUUCCUAGGAUCCGUGCCAGUCAAACUUUUUAAAGUUUGACUAACUUUAUAGAAAAAA